Molecule: messenger RNA, 1636 nt
Organism: Anoplopoma fimbria (sablefish)
Lineage: Eukaryota; Metazoa; Chordata; Actinopteri; Perciformes; Anoplopomatidae
Gene: ino80e
Product: INO80 complex subunit E
Exons: 8
Coding region: 58-798 (246 amino acids)
Biological process (GO): chromatin remodeling
Cellular component (GO): Ino80 complex; nucleus
Source: RefSeq, a predicted model, not a curated record
AUUAAAACCGGAGAAGAAGAAGAAGAAGAACACGACGUCACGGAAGUAAACAAGAGCAUGUCACACAGACAGACUCAUUCAAGAGAAAUGAACGGCCAAGCGGACGUAGAAGUCGACUACAAGCGGAAAUACAAGAAUCUCAAACGAAAAUUAAAAUUCCUUGUUUAUGAACAGGAAUGCUUUCAGGAGGAGCUGAGGAGAGCACAGAGAAAACUUCUCAAAGUUUCCAGAGACAAAAGCUUCCUUCUGGACAGACUGCUGCAGUAUGAGAGGGUAGAUGAAGACUCCUCAGACUCAGAUGCAACAGUUUCUUCAGACAAUAGUGAAGGAGACGGCCCCAGGGAGAGGGAAAGAGAACGAGACGGAGCGAAAAAGCGAAGAAGUAGUCCCGGGGCGUGUCUCCCCUCAUCAUCCUCACCUCAUCUCUCCCUGCUUUCCCGUCCUGGUGUAAAUACCCUACAGUCAUCAGGCUCUGGACCCUACCUCAACACCAUGCCCUUCCCACCAGAGUAUUUGGCUCCCCCAGCUGAACGAAUGAAGAAAGAGAGAAAAACAAAGACGCCUAAAAACAAGCGAGACACAACGGGGAAGGUUGUUGCCCCAAUGGCAGCUAAUUACCCAUCAGCCCCUGCAGUCCCACCAGCAGGCAGCGGCCCCUUCAGCUGGGUUCCCAGACAGAUGCUUAGUGGAGAUGCAGCUGAGGAGGAGGGAGACAGCGAUGGAGACAGCGACAGAGGAGAUGAAGACCGAGGGGAGGGAGACGAGGCUGAACUGGUCAUUGACCUCCCUAAUGAGUGAGAGCCGCUGUGUGUUUUAGAUGUAUUUAUAGGCAAGAGAUGGAGGGUUUGUACAUCCCUGUGUUUUUGAGUGGACAAAAGGAGGGCCAAGCUCCCCCUGUGGACUUUUGCUUAAUUGCAAUAUCACUGUUAAAAAUAUCUCCCAGAUGAAUGUUUUCCAAAAUGAUGUUAAGAAUUCAAUCUGUCAGUAAAUAAGAGUUUGUAAGUUUUAGGAAAAAUCCACUGCCACUGGAAUGAAAGAAUACUUUGCUUUUUUCAACCAUUUCAAGCUGGAGGCUGAAUAUUUUUUGUCUAAACAGUCGAGCGAUCUAUAAACUGUGACUACAACUAGGUGGAACCUGCACAAAGACAGCAUUCUUUUGUCUGUUUUUCAUUUUCAAAACCCAUCUCAGACUUGGAAUUGCAUUAAUACUGCAGUCCUUUAAAGCUGUUUCAGUAUGAUAUGGAUUUUUCUGGUGUUACGUUGUCUUUGCUUGUUACAAGCAGUUUUGUCAUUCGUUCUUCUACUGUUUUUUUUUAAACAAUUUGUCAAAAAUCAAAGCUAGGUCAUGUUAAUUGAGAUGUAUUAUUUUUGCACCUAUCAAACUGUGUGUGUCAGAGAAUACAACGUAAAAUGUUAUAAUUUCAGAUGACUAAAUGUUUUCAUUUAAAGUUAAAUGGUGUCCGGUUUCAUUCACAGGUUCUGAUGACAAAAUGCUACAGAGGCUAUUUUACAUUAAACAAUUUGUUAAGGUUGUUGUAUGUUUGUUUAAACAAAAAUCUCAUUGCACCAUUUUAGAUGAUUGUAUCGAAUAACCUGAUGCCCCACCCAAAGCAUCACACCCUAAAAAUCAUUCCAG